CUGCGUGAGCAUUUGCUUUUGCGGCGCAGCCUGAUGAUAAGAAGUUGCAAAUUUCCUCACUUGGUGCCAUUCUUUCGACCAUCAUCACAGCUUCGAGAAUCUCCGUUAUAUCAAGUUGAUUGCUAAGAAGAAUGGCCAAGGGCAAAGGGGUGCUGGACAGGAAAAGCCUGCAAGGAAACGGGAUUACAUUUGAUCUGAGAGUAAUUGGAUUGAAUGGACUACGCAAUAAAUUGGCCUUUACUGGCAUCAGAGGAUCGAAGUAUUUUACACAGGCUAACCGCUGACAUUGGAUAUCCACAAGAACUUCGAAAGCUCAAGCGGCUAACAGCAAAAGCAGUGAGCGCACAUAACUAUGCCAUGAACAUUGUUGCUGCCAGUGAAAUGCGCUGGCAAGGGUUGGUGAAGAGCGAACUCUUCAAGGGCAUGUCUGAUCGAGCACUAAUCACCGAGGGCGCAAGAACUAUUGGAGUUAGAGAAUUAGCAAAAUCCCUUAGGGUCGAAAGUGAGGACACCUGGUAUGCUGCUCACGAGGUGCGGUUAAAAACAGCGUCGUCUAAUGCGCCAAUCCUCACACGUCCAAAGCCCGAUCUCUAUAUAGCUCUACCGACAUUUGAGGAAGAUAAAGUACCCAGGGGCUUUGCACGUAGCCCUAUUAUGCGAAAUUUCUGCGCUGCUAAGCUUCAGUUGCUGGCAGAUAAGAAAGGCCUGUUGUCUAGUCCCCUGAGCCGUAUAAUUGGCAAACGAUCAAAAGAGAAGGGUCGCCUUUGUUUUCCUUGUGUGGUUCUCGAAGCGAAGCAUCACGAGGUAAAACAGUCAAGUGUUGAGAACUGCUAUUGCCAGGCAGCGAACGGUGCUGCAUGUGCACUUGCCUUGCUGCAUAAUCUUACUGGCAAGUACAUUGCAUCUGAUUUCAAGAGAGACGCCCGACCUGUGGUGACAAUCACUUUGAACGGACAUCAGGCUCGUGUUUGGAUAGCGGGUAUCAAGUCCACAAAGAAUGCUUCAGAGACUAUCGCAACUGAGAAAGGCUCUCAGUUGCGGGAAUUCACCAGAGUGAGAUACCAUAUGCAAUGCAUGUGGAAGGGAGAUAUACAUUUCGAAGAUCCAAUGAUGGAGCUUAUAUGUAUCAUUGAUAACUUGGAAAACUGGAUAAACGAAGAUUUCCGUCCAUGGGUAUCAGGCUACUUAGGCAGACAUUAUCAUGAGACAGGACUCCGAGGUGAAAGCGGUGGAGAGACAGAAGGUCUCGGUGCUGAUGACGAGGAAACUGGGAGCAAUUUUGAAGACAGUGAUUCAGAAAGUAGUGAAGAGUACGAUGACACAGACGAGGAAGAGAACGAGUGGGAUGAGAAUUGGAUCGCACCGGAAGGCGAAAGCGAGGAGUCUGACUCUGAAUACGAAAUGGACUCCGACGAUUAUGAGGAGUAUUUGCGAGAUUUCAAUAGAGCGGACAGUCUCAUGGAACAACUCUCGUUGGACCAUUCCGCCAAAUCGACCACGAAAGUCUCGCACAAGUUCAUCCAAGCGCGGAACGACCGAGGACUAUAGAGAAUCUUGUUCAUUGACUUAGAGAACCUUAGUAUGACGAGGUUGAAUAUUCCUGUCAUUUGUACAUACAUAUCUUAAAGUAGUGAAAUUAAAGAAAGCGAUCGAAAUCCUAGUCCCUUAUUACCCUCAAAACUAUUUCUUAAUGCCCUUAACAAUCAUAU
Paecilomyces variotii is the source of this 1709-nucleotide messenger RNA. RefSeq lists its product as hypothetical. Lineage: Eukaryota; Fungi; Ascomycota; Eurotiomycetes; Eurotiales; Thermoascaceae. The transcript is spliced from 6 exons. The record is from RefSeq and is a predicted model, not a curated record. The coding region runs from base 214 to 1548 and encodes 444 amino acids.